AUGAAGGAUUAUUACAAUACACAUAAAUAUACUAUAUUUGAUAUAUUUCCUAGAUCUAAUAAAUUUUAUUUAAAAUCAAAUAAUAUAUGUAAAGAAUUAGUAUUAUAUGGGACUAAUAUAGAAAGUAAUGCACCUAAAUUUACUAGUAUAGUGAAUUAUAUGAUAAAUUUACCUGAUGAUAUAUAUUAUAUUUUAAGUGGUAUUAUUUUAAGUGAUGGUUAUAUAAAAACUACAUUUAAUAAUAAAACUAGAAGAUUUAUUAAAACCUCAUUAAAAACUACUUAUAAUUCUAGAUUUUCAUUUAAACAAUCUAUACAACAUAUUGAAUAUAUAUUAUAUACAUAUAAUAAAUUAGCUCAUUAUUGUAUUUCAGCACCUAAAAUAAAGGUUGAAUCUUUAAAAGGUAAAUUAUUUACCGCUGUUACAUUUGACACUAGAGCUUUACCAUGUUUUAGUGUUUUAAGAGAUACUUUUUACCAAGAUUUAGAUUGUACACUUCAUAAAUCUAGAAAUAAAUAUGUUAUAUAUAUCAGAAGUAGAUCUAUGCCUAUAUUAUAUAAAGGUAUAUCUCCUUAUUUAAUACCUUCUAUGCAUUAUAAAUUUCAUAAAAAAAUAUUAGAAAUAGGAUGCCCCGCCGAAGGCGGGUGAUCCCCCUCCAGCUUCGCGGAUUAAAUUCUUCAUAUUUUAAGAAAGAUUAAUGCCCCGUUACGUUAGUUUAUACCUAGGUUUAUCUCGAGUAUUUACCAACAUAUACAUAUUAGGGAUACCUAGGACUACCCGGGGAUUAAUAAAUAAUGGGC
Messenger RNA from Metschnikowia bicuspidata var. bicuspidata NRRL YB-4993, 800 nucleotides. RefSeq lists its product as uncharacterized. Gene Ontology annotation, molecular function: endonuclease activity. The record is from RefSeq and is a predicted model, not a curated record. Lineage: Eukaryota; Fungi; Ascomycota; Pichiomycetes; Serinales; Metschnikowiaceae. Bases 1 to 648 code for a protein of 215 amino acids. The transcript is spliced from 3 exons.